AUGGAUCCAUACAAUUUUACAAACAGUCCUCUCAAUUACAACUCAUCCGAGUAUGAAGAUGACUAUGAGGAUUAUUUUGAGGAUACAGAUCUCAGGAAAUCUCUUAACAUCAUGUCACUGAUAGUCUACAGUCUGGCUUUUGUACUUGGAGUGGUGGGGAAUGGCAUUGUCAUUUGGGUUACUGGAUUCAAAAUGAAAAGGACAGUCAACACGGUCUGGUUUCUGAACCUUGCUGUAGCAGACUUCCUCUUCACUGCCUUCCUCCCUCUCAGUGUGGCUUAUACAGCUAUGGGUUUCCAUUGGCCUUUUGGCCAGUUCAUGUGCAAAUUCAACAGCACUCUCAGUUUCCUCAACAUGUUUGCCAGUGUGUACAUCCUGGUUGUGAUCAGCAUUGACCGCUGUGUGUCUGUGGUGCGUCCAAUCUGGGCACAAAACCAUCGGAAUGUGAGCCGAGCUUCUGUGGUGAGCUUUGGAGUUUGGUUAUUUGCCCUGGUGCUGAGCUCACCCUACUUUGUCUUCAAGGACACUGCACCCGACCACAGUAACCCAAACAUCAUCAACUGCUUCAACAACUUUGCAUUCUCCGAUGACUAUGAAACACCAGAGGUGGUGGAUCUCCGGAUGCUACGGCAUCGUGCCAUGAUCAUUACCCGUUUCAUCAUAGGCUUUGUGGUGCCUUUUGUGAUCAUCGUCUCCUGCUAUGCAGUCAUUAUCCAUCGUCUCCAAAGAAACCGUUCCAUGUCUGGCCGAACUGGACGUCCCUUCAAGAUCAUUGCUGCAGUGAUCACCGCCUUCUUUCUGUGUUGGGCUCCUUACCAUAUCCUGGUGCUUAUUGAAAUGGUAAACCACAUGGCAACAAAAUACAGCUCCACCCUGGAAUAUGUCACCACUGUUGGAAUUCCCAUUGCGACCAGUUUGGCUUUCCUAAACAGCUGCCUGAACCCACUGUUGUAUGUUUUCAUGGGACAAGACUUUAAAGACAAGGUGCGCAAGUCAAUCCUGAAGGUUUUGGAAACCGCUUUCACGGAGGAAGUUUCACGCACAAAUACCUGCACAAAUUCAAUGCCCACCAUUCGUAACAAAGAGAACGGGAGCAAGUCCUUCUCUGAUGCGGAAGUAUAACUGUAUAGUAUAAAUGAAGCACUUUUUCUGAAGGAGGACUUUACAGAGUGUCUCGUGUAUUUAAUGCCAUCCUAAAUAAAAAUGAGACACAUUAACAUGGACCAAAAGAAACUGAGAUGGUUUGAAGCUUUACACUAAAACACUGCCUUGCUCUUAUGGGGAUAUGCUUAUAUGAUGCAGAAUUAUUAUAUACAUUUGUGUGUGUGUGUGUGUGUGUGUGUGUGUACUUGUUUAUGUUACAUUGUGGGGACCAAAUGUCCCCACAAGGAUAGUAAAACCUGAAAUGUUUGACAAUGUGGGGACUGGCCUGUGGUCCUCAAUAGUAAAUGAUGUAUAUCUGAAAGUGUAACAAUGCAAACUGGUUUUCUGUAAGGGUUAGGUUUGGGUUAGGGGAUAGAAAAUAUUGUUUGGUUGGUAUAAAAAUAAUAGAAGUCAAUGGAAAGUCCCCACAAUUCACAGAAACAAACGUGUGUGUGUGUGUGUGUGUGUGUGUGUGUGUGUGCAUGUAAAAGAGAGAGAGAUUUAAUUAUAUACCCAUAAAGUAUUUGAAAAAUGAAACUUGGUUUUGUAGGCCAUAUAUGAGCAAAUUAGAAUGAAGUUUUUACAUCAAUUGUGCAUGUGAUGCAAGUAGCUUUUUGCUGUUUCUUUACUGUAUAACUAUUGUCUGCACAUAAUUUUUAUGAAGUAUCUUUUAUUUCAUAUUAAAUAGUAUUAAAUUUGUUGAUGUAUAUAAAAGAUUAAACAAAAAGCUGAAGCAAAAUAAACUUACUGAUUAAG
Cyprinus carpio (common carp) is the source of this 1899-nucleotide messenger RNA. RefSeq names its product formyl peptide receptor 1 (gene fpr1). Gene Ontology annotation, molecular function: complement receptor activity; G protein-coupled receptor activity. The record is from RefSeq and is a predicted model, not a curated record. Gene Ontology annotation, biological process: complement receptor mediated signaling pathway; inflammatory response; phospholipase C-activating G protein-coupled receptor signaling pathway. Gene Ontology annotation, cellular component: plasma membrane. NCBI's taxonomy places the organism in Eukaryota, Metazoa, Chordata, Actinopteri, Cypriniformes, Cyprinidae.